AGAACAUCAGUUGAAUCUCAGCGAUUACCUAGUUAGUUCAGAGAGCCAAACCAGAACCGCAUUUCCAUCCUCAAUAUGAAGUUCUUCUCAGUUGUCACUGUCUUUGUGCUCGGUCUGCUGGCACUGGCCAAUGCUGUCCCCCUGUCCCCCGAUCCAGGCAAUGUCAUCAUCAACGGUGACUGCAAAUACUGCAAUGUUCGGGGUGGUUAGUGGGAGGUAUCCUAACCAAGGUUCAAGGAAAGGCCAUAGCUUAAAUCAAACUCAAAAAACACAAUAUUUAUAAAACCAUCUUGCACACAAAUUAAACUUAAAGACCUCAAAAACAAAUAAACAAAAAUAAAAUACGGAAUUAAAA
This is a messenger RNA of Drosophila eugracilis, 355 nucleotides long. RefSeq names its product bomanin Short 2-like. Gene Ontology annotation, biological process: defense response. NCBI's taxonomy places the organism in Eukaryota, Metazoa, Arthropoda, Insecta, Diptera, Drosophilidae. The coding region runs from base 76 to 210 and encodes 44 amino acids. The record is from RefSeq and is a predicted model, not a curated record. The transcript is spliced from 2 exons.